CAUGACCCCCCUCCGACAAGCAACCAUGUACUGUUAGUUUAUAUCUUAUGUGAUGUUCCAUCUUCGCUUCACAAAAGCUUUUUUACAAAUGCACGAAUUCAUCUUCUCCGAUAUUUCCGCAUAACUCUCAGAAGUUUGUUUCCUAAGAAGAUAUUACCUUGGCGAUUUUAUACCUACGCCAAAUAAGACAAUCGCUUAAGUUUUUUUUUACAAAUAGUAAAUUUCGCUCCGGUAGCAUACCGUUAUUUUAUUAUCACGUGCUGCAAGGAAGACAGAUUUCGCUGUCUCAUCUUUUUAAGGACUUUUAGGGGCUUCCUUGAAAAGCCGUCCAUAGUCAUGGUUGUGUGCAACACGUCACUGAUGCAGCUUCCGGCUGCUUACAUUUCCGGACUAUGCCAAUUAAGUGCAAUCCCUGCUAUAACAUGUAAUCAACGAUUCCAACCGUUGAUAGGAGCUGGAGCUCCUAUUCCAGGACCUCCACCAGUACUCCCUUCCGCCACAAUCCGUCUUCCACCGCCAUCUAGUCCAAGAAAUACUCCACCAGACUCUGCAACCGAAACAACUGUCAUUCCUUGCAGUGGUGUAAACUUAAUCCCUGGAACCACAAAUUUAGUUUCAUUGACUAACGGUGUUAACCCUGUAGUACCUUUGACUGAAGGAUUCACGUCAGCAUAUAUUCCGAAAUUAGCCAAUACUCAAGUUACUUCCACAAAUUUUACACCCCCACCUAAGUGCAUCUACUCACCCUUGACUACUACAGGACUAGUACAAUGUACACCGAGAAUUAUAACUGGACAAUCAGUGCUACAAUGUACCCCAGGAGUUUGUCCAAUGGCGCCUACUAUAUUGCCACCCAAUCCACCAAUGGAGCCACCUUUAACUAUACUACCUACCACUGUUGUGCCUAAUACAUCGACUAUUUACUUUAACCAUGGACCUUCCUUUUCUUCCAAUCUUGUGGGAUCUACAGCAAUAUCUUCAUGGAAGCAAUCUUAUGGCAUGGAACAAGUAUGGCAGUAUGAAUUCAAGUCCUUAUUUUCACAGUACAUACCUCAUUCAUGGCUUCUGUUACCUGUCCUCGCAAAACCUGACGGCAUAUGGAACUCCAACGUGGAUUCAGCCAAAGUGCGAUUUUGCUGCGAGGAAUGCGGACACGGUUGGACAUCUAUGAAAGGACGCGUGGCUUUUUGGUUUGUACUCAAUCCAGCCACUGGAGAAGGUGUAGUUUGCCUCAAGCUUUAUGGUCAACAGUGCGAUCGCUGCAAAAGUGGGAAUUAUGAAGCAGCCAUGUGGUAUCCAGAAGAAGUUUUGAAGGUUUUGGUUAAUAUAUACAAUAGAGUAGGACAAGUAUAUUAUGGAUUUCAACAAGCACCUUACCACAGAGCAAGACGAGCUGGUAAACCAAGAACACCUCAUAACAGCGAGCUCUGCCAAGCUUGCAAGGAUGGUGUUUGUUCAGAGAGAAGAUAGCAACCUCCUUCCAAAUAUUCUUUCUGUUAGUGUUCAAAACUUUCAUACUUUGUAAAAACUUUACUGUAACAUAAUGAGCUGUGUUUUUAAUGUGUAUUUUUUUCUUGUUAUUUUUGGCAGCUGACUCAAAAUCUGAGCGGGUGUACACUUACAAUUUUUUCUUUUUAAUUAGUUUAAGGGAGAAUAAGAUAAUAAACUAUCCAAAAAGAAAAAUUAAAAAAAUUUUCUUUUUUUUUUGUUAUGAAAUAGGCAUUAACAUAAGUAAGAAAUUAAUUUGUACUAAUUGAUAAGUAAAAAAAUUAAUUUGAUAAGUAAGAGCUAGUUUACUCACUGUAUAUUUAUUGAAAAGUACAAGAGUUCAUACAAGCCAAAUGCUUCAUUAUAAAACUAAUUUCAGUUAAUACUUAUUAAUGCUCCAGUUAUUAAUUUCAGUUUUUUUAUGAUACUAAUUUCAGUUACUUCCUUUGGAGGAGAGGCGUAGACAUCUUUUGACCGCAAGGAUACGAUUGUUUAAUGAAAAAAAAAUAUAUUAUAAAUUUUCAAGUUAAAUAAAUCUAAUUAUCUUACAUUGGUCUUUUAUUAUCUUAUUUUAUCNUUAUUAAUUUCUGUUUUUUUAUGAUACUAAUUUCAGUUACGGACAUCUUUUGACCGCAAGGAUACGAUUGUUUAAU
This is a messenger RNA of Parasteatoda tepidariorum (common house spider), 2141 nucleotides long. RefSeq lists its product as uncharacterized. Gene Ontology annotation, biological process: protein targeting to membrane; protein insertion into membrane. Gene Ontology annotation, molecular function: olfactory receptor binding. NCBI's taxonomy places the organism in Eukaryota, Metazoa, Arthropoda, Arachnida, Araneae, Theridiidae. The record is from RefSeq and is a predicted model, not a curated record.